Messenger RNA from Echinococcus granulosus, 1473 nucleotides. RefSeq names its product Tripartite motif-containing protein 3. The coding region runs from base 1 to 1473 and encodes 490 amino acids. The transcript is spliced from 3 exons. The record is from RefSeq and is a predicted model, not a curated record. NCBI's taxonomy places the organism in Eukaryota, Metazoa, Platyhelminthes, Cestoda, Cyclophyllidea, Taeniidae.
AUGGGAUUUGAGGGUGACGGAGCGGCUGUUAAGGAAAAUGUGCAAUCGGCAUUGGAACAUGCUGCCCUCCAAAUGCUCUCACAUCUACGCAACAGGUGUGAAGAACUUGACGAUGCGCUGGUGAUGCUGGACUCGGCUAAAAAAGAAAUGGAAGGACAAAUAAAUCAGUGCUUCCAAACUAUACUACGUACUCUGGAGGAGCGUCGAUUGGCUCUCUUUAGUGAUCUAGAGUCUUCCCUACUAAAACGUCGACAUGUCAUUGAGGAGUUAAUGAAGAACAUGGAAGAACGUAGUCAAAAGCUCACUGUUACGACAGAACUGAUCAAGCAAUAUUAUAUUCACGAAAAAGGCUUUUUUAAUGGUGUUAAAGGAGGAAAAUUUGAAGAAACAAAUCAUGAAGAUGGUAGACGAAAUGCCGAGGAACAGCUGCGUUCUCUUCUGGCAAAUCCAGUGCCGAUUCAUCCGUCGACUUCUGAUAUAUUAUCCUAUUUCCCCAUCAAUUUGGACAAACUCUUAAGCCUUAUUAAAAACUUCGGUGCCAUAGGGAUGACUAGUGUCGAUUCCGAUCAAACAAGUAUUGUUGAGACCGGAUCCGAGGGUAGUCAUGUUAUGCGAUGCGUUGUAAAUGAAGUCUACUUUCAGAAGGUACGCGCAGUGGACAGUCAAGGCAGAGAUGUAGGCGUUGUUAAUCCAAAGGAGUUCUCUGUCAGUCUCACCCACCGACCAGUUCACAUGAAUGAAGUCUCAGUCAUUGAGCCCGAGUCCAAAUCCUUGUCACCACCACUCGACAACUCGGUACUAAUUCGUCUUAAAUUAUCCAAUCCUGGAUUUUAUGAACUAAAUGUCAAAGUUCUUGGUGAGCACAUACGCAAUUCUCCAUAUCGAGUACAUUGUUUACCAAAAAUGGGACCUUUGGCGAAAGAGUGGAAGGCAGUUUUCAACGAAUUGAGUGAGCAUGCCGAACUUCGUCGGGGUCCUCUACAGUAUAUUAAACGAAGUUCUUCGGAGUUGCAUUUACCCACGUUGCCACCACCUCCACAGGCAUUGGCAGAUGCAUUAUCCUGGAAUAAAAACGGCAUGAUUUUUGCCAUAGGUGCACGGGGUCGAGGAGUAUCCGAAUUUGCGUGCCCCCAGGGAGCAAUGUUUACAAGGGAUAACAAAUUGGUCAUUGUUGACAGUAACAAUGCAAACGUACAGGUAACAAAAGGAUCAAAAAAAUAUAUUUUAAAAAACUCUUUCAAAAAUAAGUCAAAUAAAGGCGAUAAACCGCAGAAUAUUCACAAUUCAGCUGAUGAAGUUUCAAAGCAUAAGUGGAGAGGUGGAUAUCGGCGAGAGUUCAGAAAUAAUCAUGUUUCCGGACAGUUGUUUUUAAGCUCAAAUAGGCAUAUGAAUUUAGUGAUGCCUACUGAAAAACAACUUUCUGUAGAUGAAGAGGGCAACUUAUUGUUAAUUUUAAAGAUUGAUAAGGUUUAA